This is a messenger RNA of Symbiodinium necroappetens, 409 nucleotides long. NCBI's taxonomy places the organism in Eukaryota, Dinophyceae, Suessiales, Symbiodiniaceae. The record is from the annotation of a GenBank genome assembly.
GCUGCUGCCCAUUGUCCUACCCCAUGAGCUGGUGGCCGCACUGCACAAAUCCGGACAAUUGGACAACAUGUACAACAUGCAGAUCGCAGCAUCGUUCAAUUACUGCCUGCUGGGAGCUGCUCCGACAUAUCUUGAUGCUGCAGAGCUGCGACCGGAGAACGUGGAAGCCCACGAGUCUAUGAUCCCCGAGCUAUGGGUCGCUCCGCCGGGCACGCUCGCGAAGGGAAGAGUGGUCAUGGCUUGGCUUUCGGACUUCGUCCUGGGCUUCAGGGCGACCUUACCGCCGGAUGCCCGCUCGGAGCGUCUGGAUGAGAUGGCAAAGGACAAAAUGGGCAUGGCUUAUGUGAAGUUGGCAGGGAUGUCUGCUGCCGACGGCGAGCGCCUGUGGAUUUUGCGUCCCAAGCUACAC